GUCGCCUCUUGGGGAUACGGCGAAGAGAAACUGCAAUUGAACGCCACGAAGAAGCCCUAUCUCCAACAUUAUUCAGCAAACGAGGAGUGGGCUUUGCAUGACGUCAGCAUCAGACAAGACCAUUACGAUCACGAAGGAAUGAUUGUAAAUGAGGCACGUUAUGUGGUUGUGAUAGCACGGAAACCUUUCUACUACUUGAUUAGCCUCGUGCUACCAAGUUACAUCAUAUGCAUGCUGUCAAUAGCCGGGCUGUUUGCGAGAUUUUCCACAAAGCACGAACGACAGGAGCGAUUCACCCUUGGAGUCACCGCAAUUCUCAGUAUGGCCGUGUUGUCACUCGUUAUCACAGAGAAAGUGCCGCAUACCUCGGAAGGAGUUCCACUGUUGGGU
Molecule: messenger RNA, 390 nt
Organism: Ostertagia ostertagi
Lineage: Eukaryota; Metazoa; Nematoda; Chromadorea; Rhabditida; Trichostrongylidae
Source: the annotation of a GenBank genome assembly